GAGAGGUUACACAAGCUCUGUAAAUAAUGUCUCUGUCCUCAUUCUUAAGAGGAACAAGGACAAAUAUUGUUUUUCUCAUCAGAUAACUUUUUCUUUACUCUUGGAGAGUCAUGACCAAAUCUUGUAAUAUCACAAUGUAAUUGUAAAGUCCAAUAAGGUCAAACCUUAUUGGACUUUAAAUCAGUCAAAUUAAAACUAUAAUAUUGUAAAUGUUGCACCUUUUUUCAUACAUUUACAACUUUCGCCAUACAAAAACUACAACAUUAUUCUUCUAAAAUUAUAGCCCAAUUCUUGUGAAAUUAAAACUUCAGUGUCAAAAAAUUUCUGACUUAAAGCUCCUGUAAGGGAAUUUAUGUUUCUGCCUGUCCUCUACACACACGAACAGUGUAUUCUGGGGAAAAAAAAAAAAAAAUGUCUUACUGACUUUUGACGGUCAUAUUGAAAACCAGGGCUGUUCCCUCGGCUGACACUGACCCCCUUUCACCAAUUUCAGGCAUUAAAAGUUACAAAAUAAAAUCAUCAGUAAUGGUCUUGGUUGUUGUUAAAUAUCACAAAAAGGCAUCGGUUUUAAUUUCAGUUUGUUUAGAUGUCAGAAAGCUCCUUAUAGGGACUCAAAUUCUUAUAAAUUUGCCACUUCUUUUCGAACAACUCUAUUUCUGUAAAAUAAAGGUUUAAGUCUCUCUUCCAAUUUUAGUCUUGUAAUAUUUAAACCGAAUUCUCAAGACUUUAUAACUUUAAUGCCAUGAAUUUGCAAUUCAUUCCUAGAUUAUGACUUUAUAUGAUCACUUUUUUCUCAUCAUAUUAUCACUUUAAUUUGGUAAAUUUUCUACUCUAUUCCCGAAACCAUGAUUCCUGCAUUAGCCUGAAUAUUCAGAAUUUUUCAAGAACCUGUAUAAAAUAUACAUUAUUUACCAAUGGCCAAGGGUUUAAGUGUUUAUUUUCUGCCACCUAGUGACAAAAUGAGUGUCUUUGCUUAAAGGACCAUUGCACUAAGACAUGAAACGCAUUCUUUACUUUUCAAAGUGUAUCCUGAAGUUUUUAAGAGCAUUGUCAAAACAAUGGAUUGGACAAGAUUUUAUGUAAAAGUAAAAGUGCAGAUGUAAAUGAUAUGAAGCGUGACAGUGUAAGACAAGGAUUCAGUAAAAAAAAAAAAAAAAAAAAAAUUAUGUUACUGCCCUGGCAGUAACAUAAAUGGUCCAGUGGCACAUUAUGUAACCCCCCACAUAGCCUCGAAAGGCCCUCAAGACCCAAACAUGUAAGUAAAUGGAGAUAUAUGAGCCAGCAUGUCAGCAGGGUUGUCAUGUGGGGCCCACAACACCUCAGGGAGGCUCAACAGUAAACAGAGAUAUUAUUAGUAGUAUCUUUACGGGUACAUGAAGAAUAUUUUCUUCAUUGAUCAUAGGGAGUUUUGAUUUCUCAGAGUUUAUUGGAAAACAGCACCAGUAUAAUCUAUGAUAACAUUUAGGUGUACACAGAGAGAGACGGGAAGAAGAGUGACAGAGAGGUCACCUGAAAGCAAAUCUGCUUUAUGUUAUGCUUAAAAUAACAGUUGGACCUUAAUUUGCAUCAGGUUAGAAACAUGACCAGAUAUAAAAAGGGCAUUCAGAGAGGCUGUGUUUCUCAGAGGUACAUAUAAGAAGGGGUUCAACACUCUGUGAGAGACCGAUUCUGGAUGGUUGGGAUCUUCAGGCAGCCCUGACUCUGUAGUGGAAAUCACUAAAUAGGCUCAAAAUCCCUUCCAAAAUGCCGAACAAUAUCUGCAGGUUUGGGAACAUCUGAUGCCAUCCAGACAAUGACUCUCUAAGGGAAGAACUUCAUAUUUUGGCAAGACAAUGACACACCACAUUCUGCGGGGAAUACAACAACAUGGCUCUAUAGUAAAAGAGUCCUGGUCCUGGGUUGGAAAUGAGCUUUGUAAAUGUUAUGCCUGAUAAAAGAUAACCUGUAGAGAAUCCUUGUUAUAGUUUAUCAUUUUAAUGCUGUUUUCACCAGAGUUAAAUCAAUUGACUGAAACCAGGGCCCUGAACAAGUUCCUCAAUGUGUGCCCUCACACUGCAGCUGGAUGUGUUCCUCAUAAAUUAACGUGUUUGUAGCCUUAAAAAUUUAAGAAAUACAUUUAUGAUUAUCGAGUAAAAGAGUUCCGAGAUUAAACUGCAAAUAUUGAAGUCGUAAAUGUAUUAAUAUUAGGUCAUAUAACUACAAGAAUUAAGUCACAACCCACAUUCUGCACAUAUUGCAUGGCUCCAUGGUGGAAGGGUCUGCUGCAGUCCUGACCUGUUGAAACAAACGACAUGAAAAAAAAAAAAAAUGUCUUAAACCGUUGAGCAGCUGAAAUCAUAACAGGUAAGGAUGGGACGAGAUUUCACAUUCACAGAUACUUCAUAUCUGAGCGCACGAAUCGUCCGGGUGCAGCACAGCCACCUUUCGAUUACGAUGCUGUUUAUCAUCGGUGUUUAUAUGAGUAGAAACCAGCAUAUGGCCCAUUCUCCCGCUAUUAUUGCCGUUAUGACAGGCCACCACAUGGAGCCAGUCGGCGGGUCUGGAGAGGAAGCGAGAGAGGGGGGACACCCGGUCCCUAAGUGGAGCUCACCAACAAAAGCGAGCAGAGACAGCUGCUCUCUCUACAGUCCACAACACUAAAGAUCUGAAACAGGGAUCUGGCAGUGGCGAGGUGCCAAAAAUCCCUCCUCUUAAAAGCCCGACACUCUUCUUCCUCCAUAAUAUGCAUUCAAGUUUUGAGGUUCUUCAUGGGGAAAUGCUGCGCAAUAGUGGCACCGUGCGUAAAAUAACGCCCGAAAACACGUUUAAAUUUACCUGGAAGGUAGCACAGAUCCAUGCGUGGACCCUUGUCGGUCAGACAGAACCACAUUGUGAAGGCAAUUUGCAUGAUAAUACAUUGCAAAAAAACAUGUAUAAUAAGGGGAGGGUUUAGAGGGUUGAGCACACGUAUUAGUCAUAAACAAACAGACAUCAUGCGUAGGCUAAAGGAGCGAAUGAGCUCAUCCAAUCACAGAAUUAUUGAAGUUUUAGCAUAAAUCACAAAGGUCCAAAUUUCCCAUGUAUGGAGAGAUCCAAGUUUCAAAUAUUGCAAUAUUUUAGACACACAUUAUACACCAAUAAAACUUAAUAAAUGUACAAACGGUUUAUUUUUUAGCCAAGCACACCAGUCAUUGAAAGACUCGAACACAGCAGAACUGAAAACUUGAGAAUGCAGUUGAACACAAAUCAGGAGUCACCGAACAACGAGGAGAACAAACGAGGCGCAGGGCAACACCUGUCGCUUUCUUUGGAGAAGGGCUCUUAAUUCCCCCGGCUGAUUCAGUUUGGGCCGAGGGGCCGCCGGCAGCAGCUGCCAACUGAAGGCAUCGCGUUACAUCCGCCAAACAGCCGAGUAAAUCUGCUGAGGCCCGGACAUAGAGGCCGACGGAAAAGAAGGACGGUCGGGCAGAUACCAGCAACACCUUUCAAAGCAGAGUAGGGUCAUGUCCCACCAUUUCUUCUUUUAACAACGCCACGAUUUUGUUGGGGAACCAGAGUUUUGGAUGCAAAACUUUACCCUAUAUCUGCCUGAUUUAGUAUUUCUGCUGUUUAGGGUUUCCUUUGUAUUUGUGUGUGUGUGUGUGUGUGUGUGUGUGUGUGUGUGUGUGUGUGUGUGUGUGUGUGUGUGUGUGUGUGUGUGUGUGUGUGUCUCAAAGCCGAGACUGCAGACCAGGCAGUAAAGCCACCACACACUUUUCCCACAGAGCCAUGCUGCUGUAAUACAUACAGAGUGUAGUUUGUUUGUCAUGUGGCUGGCAGUAUAUGUUGCUCUUGAACCCGUAUACAGUUCCUUGAAAAAGUAUUUAUACCCCUUGAACUUUCUCACAUUUUGUCACUCUACAACCACAAACUUAAAAGUAUUAUAUUGAGAUUUUUUUGUCAUAGACCAACACAAAGUAGCCCAUAAUUGUGAAGUGGAAUGAAAAUGAUACAUGUUUUUUUUUUAUUAUUUUAACAAAUACAAAUCUGAAAAGUGCGGUGUGCAUUUGUAUUCAGCCCCUGUGCUCUGAUACCCCUAAAUAAAAUGCAGUGCAUGGAAUUGCCUUCAGAAGUCACCUAAUUAGUUAAUAGAGUCCACCUGUGUGUAAUUUAGUAUCAGCAUAAAUACAACAGCUGUGUGAAGGCCUCAGUACUUUGUUAGAGCACUAGUCAACAAAGAGCAUCAUGAAGACCAAGGAACUCACCAGACAGGUCAGGGAAAAAGUUGUGGAGAAGUUUAAAGCAGGGUUAGGUUAUAAAAAAUAAUACAUCCAAAGCUUUAAACAUCUUGAGGAGCACUGUUCAGUCCAUCAUCCAAAAAUGGAAGAAGUAUGCCACAAUUGCUAACCUACCAAGACAUGGCUGUCCACCUAAACUGACAGACCAAGCAGGGAGAGCACUGGUGAGAGAAGCAGCCAAGAGGCCCAUGGUCACUCUGGAGGAGCUGCAGGAAUCCACAGCUAAGGUGGGAGAAUCUGUCCACAGGACAACUAAAAGUUGUGAACUCCACAAAUAUGGCCUUUAUGGAAGAGUGGCAAGAAGAAAGCCAUUGUUGACUGAAAGACAUAAAAAGUCCUGUUUGUAGUUUGCCACAAGCCAUGUAGGGGACACAGCAAACAUAUGGAAGAAGGUGCUCUGGUCAGGUGCGACCAAAGUUGAACUUUUUGGCCUGAAUGCAAAGCACUAUGUAUGGUGGAAAAGUAACACUGCUCAUCAGCCUGAACACACCAUCCCCACUGUCAAACAUGGCGGUGGCAGCCUCAUGCUGUGGGGAUGCUUUUCUUCAGCAAGGACAGGGAAGUUGGUCAGAGUUGAUGGGAGGAUGGAUGGAGCUAAAUACAGGGCAAUCCUGGAAGAAAACCUGUUGGAGGCUGCAAAAGACUUGAGACUGGGAAAGAUAUUCACCUUCCGGCAAGACAAUGAGCCUAAACAAACAGCCUGAGCUACAACGGAAUGGUUUAGAUCAAAGAAUAUUCAUGUGUUAGAAUGGCCAAGUCAAAGUCCAGACCUAAAUCCCAUUGAGCAUCUGUGGCAAGACUUGAACAUUGCUGUUCACAGAUGCUAUCCAUCCAAUCUGGCUGAGCUUGAGCUAUUUUGUCCUCACAAACACUUGUUAUGCUGGGAGCCCAUGCAAUGAUUUCUACGUCACAGUUAGGUUUGUUUUUAAUGCAAUGCUGCCUGAGGGUUCAAAAACCACAGCCUCCCAGUCAUUUUUUGGAACAUCAUUUGAAAUUAUUGGCCUUCCUGCAGUCCCUUACAAAGUGGUGAAUCUCAUCCCACCUUUACUUCUAAAGGGUCCCUGUUUCUAUUUUCUAUUUAUUUUUAAAAUUGGGAACAGUACAUAUUGAUGAACAUUUACAUGUAAUGAUGUGGGACUAUAGCCAAACGGCCAAUUUCCAUCCCCAGUCCCAUUGGCAGGUUGAUGUUAAACAUAAAAGCAAUAAUGUUAAAAGUACAAACAACACGACCAAGACAGUAAAACAAUGCACUGACAACAUACACAUAAUAUACAUAAACAACAUACACAGACCAAAAACUAAGUUGCCAAUAGUAAGGGGACCAAAAAGAUUAAAAGAGAAUUGUAAAGUGCUAAAGUGAUAAUUAGAGUGUCAUGUGCUAAAGGUGUUUAAAGUGCCAUUUGCUACAGAACAGCUUGUUAAAGUGACAAGUGCAUAAGUGCGAAAUUACAUUGAAUUGCAUGAUGCCCAUAGCACACGAUUGCCCUAACAGAUGUGUGUCUAAAAUUGCAAUUGUAUACAUAAAUGUAUUAUGUACACCCUUUAGUAACAAAUUUGCAUACAUGAAUGAGAAUAUGUACACCAGAACAAAUUAAGAGUGGUAUCCCAAGGCAAUUCGCCAUUUAGACAUGACAAACAAUUUCAGACAUGAUUAUGAUGGUAGGUCUGGUUUUCCAACAGCCAUGACUUGAGAUGUUUAGUAAAAGAAGUGAGGGUUGGGAGUUCACAUAUGGUGCUAGGUACGUGGUUCCAGGAUUGCGAUGCACGAAAGGAGAAUACAGCUUGACCAAAAGCACUUUUCCUGAGCGGCACAACACAAUCACCUCUAGAGCUUACUCUGGUUGGAUUUUUUUUUAAAUAAACUCAUGAGGUGGAGGUGGAGCUUGACUAUGAAUAAUUUUGUAGAUCAAUACAGAGUCAGCAUAUAUUUUGUGAUUACUAAGGUAGUUAACCACCACCAGGGUGUGACUGUGUGAGCGAAUGAAUGAUGUAUCCAAUGUAAAGCGCUUUGAGGGUCUCUGAUAAGGCGCUAUAAAAAUCGAAUGCAUUAUUAUUAUUAUGACAGACCAAAAUUUAGUCGCUCAAGUUUCUUCAGUAUCAGACAAUGAUGGUACAUAUUAGAUUUUCUAUCAAGUAGUUUUAGGGCUUGUUUAUAGACCGUUUCAAUUGGCUUCAGAGCUGUCUUACAGGCUGUUGUCCAACUAGUUAUGCAAUAAAGCAUGUGUGGCAUAAUCAUUGCAUCGAGGUAUAGCUUAGCUGAUUCUGGAGUCAAGUUAUUUCGACUAAACUCAGUUUCAGCUUUACAGUCCAGUAUCUUCAGCUUGCUUCCUGCAGGACAAUGAUAUUUCUGCAGCUGAAUGGGACUACAAAUAGUACUGUGGAAAAAUAGUGCGGGCGGGCCCCUAACCCUAGAAACUGUCUGGUUAAAGCCCAUCCAGCUCCUCGGGGCGCAGACCGGGUCUGACCGAAGACAAAAGAAGAGGGCGCUCAUUGGCUCCGGCCGUGUGCGCUCUGUUGUCCCCCAGCAAGAGCAGCCCAGUCCCUAUUCACAUGUUAAUAAGCCCCUAUAAAUACUAACAGCAGCUACACAGCGCCAGCAGCACGUCUCUCCAGGACUGUACAAUAAACACAGGGCGCCACGCCUCGCCUGUGAGUGGGUCGAUUGUCUCUCCUCCUGUAACCGGCUUCGCUUGCCAGCUGCUCCUCGCUGAGGACUCCGGAGGACUCCGAAGCAGCGGAGGGAGAAGCCUUGGAAGCGGUGAUCUGACCAACAUGGCCCCCGCUGCUCGGCCCGGCGACACUGGACCUGGGAUGGAGGAGGAUGAGUCCUACUACGGUCUCCAAAAAGGGGACAGAAAGGUACUAACCGUGGGGCUGUUUGAGGGAUUAGAGGCUCACUGGACAUAACGUCGACGCUACUGGGAAAACCCACAGAUUUUUACAGUCAAUUUAUAAACACAAUUCUGCGGCUUCAUAGAUCAAGAAAUACAAAACUAGUUUGAAUUUAGACAUCCGUACGAGUCAAAUUUUGUGUCCCUGCAGACUAGGAAGCCUCUGGUGGAGAAGAAGAGGAGAGCUCGUAUCAAUGAGAGUCUGCAGGAGCUGCGGACGCUGCUGGCGGAUACAGACGUGAGUACUACAUCCCGCUCCUCCUACACCACAGCUUACCUUGCAGAAGAAGAUCCAGAUUUUGAACUCGGCUUCAUUAACAAAAAAAAAAAAAUGUCACAGUUUCAUUCCAAGAUGGAGAAUGCGGAGGUGCUGGAGAUGACGGUGAAGAAGGUGGAGGACAUACUAAAGAACAGAAGCCAAGGUCUGAACAGCUCUGCUCACUAUCAUUAAACAAACCGAGUAUCAAAAGUCUGCAUUAUUGUUCUAGCUUUGACUUUAAACUGAUCCUCCUAUUUUGCAUCCUCCUGAACCCUACGACCUGCGUGAUCAGACCUCUGCGUGAAACCAAGCUGUGCAAUCUCUGUGAUAUCUCAUUGAUGUUAAACUCUACUAAUAUUCCGGAGAAAGCAUCACUUCAGACAUGCAACCAAAAUGAUACCACUCAGCUCUGAAAAUUUCAAGACUGAUGCACAUCUUCAUUAAUUAGAAGCAGAUAUUAGAGAAACAUACCCCAAAUAAUGAGUUUAAAUCAUGUUCAGUCUUGUCAGGUUAAUGGAUGAUAAACUGUCUGUGUGCUUCAACAUUAACCUGAAGUUUACUGCAGAGAUUCACAGAAGUGGAACUUGAGUCUUGACUGUCAAAUAUGACUCCGAUAUGAGUAAUAUAGACUUGAGUUCAUGCACUUAUUCUUUAAAAUACUUACAUUUUCAAACCCAUUAACAAAAAAAUCUGAGACUUUGCUGUAUUUUCAUAAUGCACGACUGAUGAUACGAAUGCAUGUGUGCAAGUACUUUUAAGUGAUUAUUUACAGUUUAUUUGUUGGAGACAAAUGCAAUAUACAUGCACUGAUGAUUUGGGAACAGCUGCAUGCAAGUUUUGGAUGCGUAUUUGCAACACCGUCACUCGAACGUUUGUAAGAAUAAAGUUAAAAAGUUAAAAAUGGUGAAUUAAAAGGUAAACUAGGUGCAGUAUAAAACAACAGACACAUUUAGCGAGGACACAGUAGCAGAAAAUCAGGUAUGAGAACCAAGUUUGUCAGAUAUGGUAUUGUCCAGUGAAAAAGUGAGAAGCUUCCUCCAAAAAGUAAUACUCAAGUAAAGCAGAUUAGCUCAAAAAUGGACUCAAAGUAUUGUGAAUGAACCUUAUUACUAUCCUAUCCUGUGGAUCAGGCCCCCCCGAUUUGGAGUAGAGGGGUAAAAGACAUAGUCCUGCUGCACCAAAUUUUGCAUUAUUUAAAAAAAGAAAGAAAGAAAUCCCUAAAUUUGCUGCAUUAGUCACCACUUAGAGGCUCAUGCAAUGAAUUAAGAGAUUAAAGGAUCACGAGACACAGAGGUCAAAGACUUUCAUUUAGAGAGUUUAGAAGUGUUUGUGAACAGUUCCAUAAAUAGAGUUUGGAUUUGAUCACCCUUUGUUUUCACCAAGCUGAUACAGACUCAGCUGGGACCUCAUUUUGCCACAGCGAUUUCAUUGUCAUUGUCUCCUCUCUGCAGAAACAGACACUCUCAACCGAGAAGCCAGUGAGAGGUUUGCUGCCGGCUACAUCCAGUGCAUGCACGAGGUCCACAUGUUCGUCUCCAGCUGUCCUGGCAUAGACUCCACAGUGGCAGCAGAGCUCCUUAACCACCUGCUGGAGUGCAUGCCCUUAAACGAGGACCACCUCCAGGAUGUGCUGAUGGAUCUAUUCACUGACACUGCUGGGAAUAACAGCAGCACUUGGCAUGGAGGCAGUGAGGCGCUCUGCACUACUCUGGCAUCGCCUGGAGGAAGGAGCCUCUCCAGCGGCUUGUCCUCCGCCCUCUCCCCAGCUCCUUCCACCAUGUCCAGUGAGGAUUUGUGCUCUGACCUGGAUGAGACCGACAGUGAGCACAACCAGAGCUCCACAGAGGGUUCAGACAGCAGGGAGGCCCUCGGCAUGCCCAGUAUGACCUACCCCCGGUCCAUGUGGAGACCCUGGUAGGAGGCUGGAGUUUGGAGGGUACAGCAAGAAGAGGGUUUGUGCACCCCCUGAGAAGAUUUAGUGGCACCAAGAUAAACCUUAGAGGACAAAAAUCCACUGUUACACACAGAAAAACUAUGGGGGGGUGCACUUUGCAUCACAUUUUCUCCUACAGACGCAUGCGUGGAUAUACAGUAUAGUUUCUGGAUUCCCCUCAUGGACAUCCUGUCAGCAGAUGGAGUGACUAUUUCAGCUCUGAGCAACUGCAAAUCUUUCUGCAUAAUUUGUUUUUCCUAAAGUAGCAGCUUUUUCUUUGCAUUCUGGGAAAUGGAGGAAAUGUAAUCCCAUCAGAGAUUGAACAGAGGGGAACCAUGUAGCAUUUUAACCAGGAAAACACACCUAAAGUGCUUUGUUUAUUACCAAAAAGAUGGGUGGAAAAAAAGCAUGUAACAGGGUUGAAUUUUCCUCGAUCUCACCAGGAAACUUCUCUCGCUGUCUUUUUCAGUCUGACUCCUGGAUGUAAGUGCUCUGUUGUUACCUUUCCUCACACUGGAGAAAGCUGAAAUCUUUACACUCAACUUUACUGUACAAUAGACCCAACAAAGGACUUCAAAUGAGCAGCUUGAGCUCAAAUGUUUUUUGUGUGUUUGUGUGUAAAGGAUUUGUAUGUGGAGAAAAAAAAAGCUCUUGUAGAAAACCAGAUGUUCGGCAUUGCCUCUGAUUAAUAUAAAUAUUUCUAUCGUAUUUCAUGAAGGCCUGUAGUUUAUUGGACCUGUAGCCUUUUUCAGAGUGAUUACUUUAUGUUGUAACACUUAGAAAUGUCUGUAAAUGUUUGAAUUUGCCUAAUAAAUAAUGUUAAAAGAAAGCUGCUUCCUACCUUGGCCUAAUAUGUUGAAACAGGGGGCCGACUUGUCAUUCCUUUUUUUUUAUGAUUUGAAGUGAAAUAUUGUGAAGUAGUUUUGGCUAUUUUGUCAUUCUUGAAAAUUCCUCUUGGAAAUACUGCAUGCAUCAGCUGUAGUUAUCUGCUGCAUCUUCUGCUAAAAGACGCCAAAAAGGGCCACAUGGUUAAUCCUGAAUGCAUAUGCAUUUAAGCCUAAAUGAGAAAGGCUUUUCAACCAGAACCAGAAAGCUUAUUUGGUGUCUGUUAGAAAGAGCUAUGCAGCAAAAAACCGCCAGUGCAGGCGGCAUUUUCAUAGUGUAUCAAGGACUGCUUUUCGUUUUGAAGUUAAACUUCAUUAUGUGUACUAUGCAUGCAAAAUUAGAAUAUUAUUUUUGCUCAAUUUUACAUUGCUGCUCUUGUGAGGAAUAUUUUGGCACCAUGUGGACAAAGCAGUACAUCUGCUUGGCCUUGCUGAUAUUGUCUUGUGCAGAUAAAAAAUUGUUGUUUUUUUUUACUAAAAUAAAUAUGGAAAUCUCAUCUUGCUUUUCGAAAA
Xyrichtys novacula (pearly razorfish) is the source of this 10736-nucleotide messenger RNA. NCBI's taxonomy places the organism in Eukaryota, Metazoa, Chordata, Actinopteri, Labriformes, Labridae. The record is from the annotation of a GenBank genome assembly.